Molecule: messenger RNA, 1041 nt
Organism: Colletotrichum paranaense
Lineage: Eukaryota; Fungi; Ascomycota; Sordariomycetes; Glomerellales; Glomerellaceae
Exons: 2
Coding region: 1-1041 (346 amino acids)
Molecular function (GO): oxidoreductase activity
Source: RefSeq, a predicted model, not a curated record
AUGGCAACUCAGCAGGUUUUCAGACUUCCUCAGCGCACAUCCGUCAACGACCUCGUUGUUGGGACGGAGCCAAUCCCAGAACCCUCCUCGAACGAAGUUCUGGUCCGCAUUCGCAGUGUCGCUCUCAAUUUCCGCGAUUUCGCCGUUGCGACCGGACAGUACCCGUUCCCGGUCAAAGACAACGUGGUCCCCGGUUCCGAUCUGUCUGGCGAUGUUGUUAAAGUGGGAAGCCACGUUGACGACUUCGCCCAUGGCGACAAAGUGAUCUCGUCUUUUGAUCUGAGCACACUUUAUGGCGCCAUGAAAGACUGGAAUCACAGUCUUGGGGGCUGUGUAGAUGGUGCCCUGCGGGAGUACAUUGUUCUUCCAAGCUCUGCAUUAGUCAAGGUGCCUAAGGAGACUAAGCUGAGCUACUCCCAGCUAUCGGCGCUGGUCUGCACUGGAACGACUGCUUGGAAUUCUCUCUAUGGCAACAUAGCUCUCAAGCCUGGCCAGACUGUCUUGUUUCUUGGAACUGGUGGUGUUUCCAUUACCGGCCUCAUCCUCGCCAAAGCAGCCGGAGCAACCACCAUCAUCACUUCUUCCUCAGAUUCGAAGUUGCAACACGUGAAGGAGACCUACGGCCCUGACCAUGUGAUCAACUACAAGAAGACCCCAAAGUGGUCGGAGGAUGUCUUGAGGAUUACAGAGGGCCAUGGCGCCGACUACGUAUUUGAGAAUGGCGGUGCUGGUACGAUUGCCGAGAGCAUCAAUGCCGUGGCGUACGGGGGGUCCAUCGCCGUGAUUGGAUUCCUUGCGUCAUGCCCGCAGGAAAAGAUGCCUGACGUCGCAGCACUCGCCUUGUCCAAAGGCGCGAUUGUGCGAGGUAUCAUGGUGGGAUCGCGGCAGCACUUGGAGGAAGUCACCCGUUACGUUGUCACCCGUCAAUUGCAGGUUCCUGUCGAGAGGGAGUUCGGAUCCAGUAGAGACGAGAUCAUCGCCGCCUUUGAGUAUCUCACCAGCGGCACUCAUAUCGGCAAGGUCUGCAUCAAGAUGGCUUGA